This is a messenger RNA of Gavialis gangeticus (Gharial), 3337 nucleotides long. It is a transcript of the gene PDP2, whose product is annotated as pyruvate dehyrogenase phosphatase catalytic subunit 2. Gene Ontology annotation, biological process: protein dephosphorylation. Gene Ontology annotation, molecular function: cation binding; protein serine/threonine phosphatase activity. Bases 175 to 1773 code for a protein of 532 amino acids. The transcript has 3 exons. The record is from RefSeq and is a predicted model, not a curated record. Lineage: Eukaryota; Metazoa; Chordata; Crocodylia; Gavialidae.
AGCGGCCUUGAGGCGGCAGCCGGCUCCUACGCGUGCGCGGCCCAGCGGUGCUGGCAGUGCCCGGAGCCAGACGGGAUCGCGUGGGUUUGGAGUUUGAAAACGACAGGAAGCGACGGAAGACUCCUAAAACUUUCUGUUUUGCUGAAAGAAUCACUUCUAAGAGUCCAUCUUAUUAUGUCAAAUACUGUAUCCUCUUGGAUUUUAAGCUCUGCAAGAAAUAGCGUUGUUUUUUUUCACGGAAAAGGACGUUUGUAUUCAAAAUGGAUCCCACACCGAAGCAAGAUGAAAUGCAAAUGCAUGUUUGCCAAAGCACCACUCUCUCCUGUUGUGAUGAGCUGCAAUAUAGACAGCAUCUUCACUUUAAAGGCUUUCAGACAUACUUCAACAGAGGAGCAGCACUUCACUUUUCAGCUAACACCAUCACAAAUAAAUGAUGUAUUGAAAGCGGGUGAAUUAUCCCAUAAAAUAUCUGAAUUUGAUGGCAGAAAUUCAAAUUCUGUACUGAGAUUUGAAAGUAACCAGUUAGCAUCCAACGCGCCCAGUGAAGAUCGUAGGAGUGCAGCCACUUGCUUGCAGACAAAAGGAAUGAUGUUUGGCAUCUUUGAUGGCCAUGGUGGUUAUGCAUGUGCUCAAGCAGUUAGUGAGAGGUUGUUUUAUUAUAUUGCUGUCUCUCUUAUGUCUCAGCAAGUGCUGGAAGAGAUGGAGCUCGCCACAGAAUGCAUGAAACCAGUCCUGCCAAUUCUGCAGUGGUACAAACAUCCAAAUGACCUUAUGUUCCGAGAAGUGGCUUCGUUAUACUUUGAUCACCUCAGGGUUUAUUGGCAAGAUCUCUUAAACCUUGACCUAGAGACAGGUUUCAGUGUAGAAGAAGCCUUGAUAAAUGCAUUCAAAAGGUUAGAUUCAGAUGUAGCACUGGAAGUCCAGGCCUCCUUAGAAAAUGAAGUGAUGAGAAACAUUGCCCUGCAAGUGGCUUUCUCUGGUGCAACAGCCUGUGUGUCUCAUAUUGAUGGUGUCCACUUACAUGUUGCAAAUGCUGGGGACUGCAGGGCAAUCUUAGGGGUUCAAGAAGAAGAUGGAACUUGGUCAGCGCUCUCUCUUACUCGAGAUCACAAUGUCUUCAAUGAAGCAGAAAUCAGAAGGCUAAAGGAAGAACAUCCUAAAUUGGAGGAGAAAACAAUAAUUGUGAAUGACCGGCUGCUGGGGAUCCUCAUUCCUUCAAGGGCUUUUGGAGAUGUUCAACUGAAAUGGAGCAAGGAACUGCAACAGAGUGUUCUGGAGAAUGGCUCUAAUGUUGAAGCUUUAAAUAUUUAUCAGUAUGUCCCUCCAAACUAUUAUACACCACCUUAUUUAACAGCAGAGCCAGAAGUCACCUACCAUAAACUAAGACCUAAAGAUCGGUUUCUAGUUAUGGCAUCGGAUGGAUUGUGGGACAUGCUGAAUAAUGAGGAUGUGGUAAAACUUGUUGCAGAACACCUUGCAGAGUCUACCGUCCGGAAACCAGAACUCAAAAAACCAGUUAACUUGGGCUAUAUGCAAAGUCUGCUACUUCAGAGGAAAUCCAGAAGCAUGGGCUCACUUGACCAGAAUAUUGCCACUCACCUAAUAAGGCAUGCAGUUGGAAAUAAUGAAUAUGGAGAGGUAGACCAAGAGAAACUGGCUGCAAUGUUGACUUUACCUGAAGACCUAGCAAGAAUGUAUAGAGAUGACAUCACAGUUACUGUGGUGUAUUUUAAUUCUGAUGCAAUUGAAAAUUGCUACCAAGGCAAGAAAUAAGGACUUGAGUUAAUGCUAUACCAUGCUAUGGCAAGGUCUGAUAUGGGACCAUUAAUGUUUACUUUCACUAAUAGUCAAGCUGUUAGAAAUACUGUUGGCUACAAGUCCUCUCGCUGUGAAUUCCUUUUGAAAAUGUUGGGCUAUGAGUUUUGUAAAACCUUCUCUGGGCUCCCAGUUGUUUUGCUGGUGAUACAGAAUUGUACUGCUAACAGCUGUGCAGAAUCUGAUUGAAGGCAGUGGUCUAAUUAAUGAUCACUGGCCAAAUUCUCCCCAUGGAAACCACUGACCAAACUCCUGAAGUGCCCUAGUGUGGUAUCAACUGUUGAAGCUAUAGUUAUCUUCUCUAACCGAAUGAAAGUGCAAGAAGGACUGCCUUGUUCAGAGGUCUUAUGCAAAAUGAGCAGCCUUCUUUCCAAGCACAUUUUUCAAAUAGUUGCUGUUUGAGCAUGAGGGUUGUAUCUGAUACUUCAAACUACUCACCCUCCAUACUUAAGAGUGACCUUGUGAGCUUGCUCUUUCAUUUAAAACUUAAAGCAAGACUGUUUCAGUUUUGGAAACUGUUAGAUUACUUUUUACUAAUACCCUUUUACAGGAGGCAUAAAGAAACAAAGCAUAAUUUCUUCCAGAAUGACUGACUUCAAAUUGUGACAUGGGGUGUAAAGACAGUUGUGUGGAUACACGCUUGUGACAAUCUAGUGCACUUUAAACUAGAAUUUACAACUCAGUCUUUAGAAAUAUUAUAUAUUUCUAAUUUAAUGAGUACUUAAUGCCACCAGUGGUACUUGACUGGAAUAUUUUUAUGCUUAUUGUUUGAUUUACUAAAACCUUUUAUAUUGUAAACUGAUCCGUGAAACAUUGUGUUCUAAAACUGCAGUCUGUAAAACUAACUUAAAUACUAUUCUGUAGGUGCCUCUGGAAUUGUAUAAGUACAUGUGGAAUCUAAAUGCUUCAGUCUGAAGAGAUGGGUGCUCUACAAAUUGCUGCCUUUAUGUUCUCAUUUACGAGGUAGAAAUGGCAAUGCUGGUAUUCCACAAAAGAAUACUUCAUGCUUGUCUCUCUCUCCCUUCAUUCUCCUUUUCAGACAGGUGCUUACUGUCCUGCACAGAAGACCAUUCAAAUUGUCCUGGUGAUUAUUGAAAUGCUUGUCACUGGAUAUUACUUUUUAUAUUUAAAAGUACACUUUUUGGCAUUGUGCUAAAAUAAUGUACUUUGUCUUUUGCACUCCAUAAUUAUUUGUAUUGCUCUCUUUUGUACUUUGUCCCCUGUAGAAAGCUUAAAUUAGCUUUCAUUUUCAAAGCUGUCACACUGCUUUUCUAAUGACUGUUUCCUUGUUUGUGCCCCAGAAUAAUUGGAGCCUGCAAGAAUGUGCAUUCUGGGACUAGAGGUCUCUGUUUGUUGCUGUUGCUAUCAAGGAAGAGUACCUAUCUGGGUGGUACUGAACUAGCAUAAAUGUGAUCACAUUUUUUCUCCUCUGCUCCAUUUCAGAUGCAGCAGCUUUUCUCUUAAUUAUUCUGCAGUUCAGCAUGUUUGAAGUCAUUAACAAUUGCCCUCAUAGAAUCUUUGG